Molecule: messenger RNA, 7281 nt
Organism: Cercocebus atys (sooty mangabey)
Lineage: Eukaryota; Metazoa; Chordata; Mammalia; Primates; Cercopithecidae
Gene: MAN2A2
Product: mannosidase, alpha, class 2A, member 2
Exons: 24
Coding region: 2203-5856 (1217 amino acids)
Biological process (GO): N-glycan processing; protein deglycosylation; mannose metabolic process
Cellular component (GO): Golgi membrane
Molecular function (GO): carbohydrate binding; alpha-mannosidase activity
Source: RefSeq, a predicted model, not a curated record
UGAGAUGGUGCCACUGCACUCCAGCCUGGCAAACAGUAUCUUGUCUCAAAAAAAAAUAAAUGGUCGUUAAAUAAGAGAUGGCAUUCAUCAUUCUCAGCAAACUAACACAGGAACAGAAAACCAAACACCACAUGUUCUCACUCAUAAGUGGAAGUUAACAAUGAGAACACAUGGACGCAGAGAGGGGAACAUCACACACCGCAGCCUGUCGGGGGUUGGGGGCAAGGUGAGGGAGAGCACCUAAUGUAUGUGGGGCUUAAAACCUAGAUGAUAGGUUGAUGGGUGCAGCAAACCACCAUGGCACAUGUAUACCUGUGUAACAAACCUGCAUGUUCUGCACAUGUAUCCCAGAACUUAAAGGAAAAUUUUUAAAAAUGAGAUGGCAUUGUAUAUCUGAUUAAUCAACUAAAACAUUAUUUAAGCAAUAUCCAACAGUUUGUUAUUGAUGGUGUAAACUGGUACAGUCUUUUGGGGGAGCAAUAGUGUCAUCAGUCAUUUCUGUCCUUAUCUUUUGCCCGGGUAACUUCAUUGUUGCAAAUUCAUCAUAAAAUAACGUCUUAAUCUGUUUGGGCUGUUAGGACGAAAUACCAUAAAGUAGGUAGUUUAUUAACAACAGAAAUUUAUUUUCUCACAGUUUUGGAGGCUGGGAAGUCCAUGAUAAGGCACAAGCGGAUUCAGUGUCGGGUGAGGGCCUGCCUGUGGUGCACAGACAGUGUGCCUUCUAGCUGUGUUCUCAUGUGGUGGAAGGAGCCGACUCUGGGGUCAUUUCAUACUGGCACUAAUCCCAUUCAUGAGAGCUCUCCCUUCAAACUCUGUUCACCCCCAAAGGCCCACCUCCUAAUACCAUCAUCACCUUGAGGGGUUAGAUUUCAACAUGAAUUUGGGGGAUCACAUUCAGAUCAUAAGUUAUAUAUAACUUAAAAAGAAGAAAAAUGUGGAAUUCAUGGAGAUGUUCAGGGCAGUAUGGAUUACACUGAAAAACUGUCAACAACCUACAUGCCCAGUAAAAGGGAAACAACCAAGAAAAGUCUGUGUCGUGUUCACGCGCUGGCAGGAAACAUAGAGCAGGCAGGGAAAGGAAAGGGACUCGAGGAACGCGCUGUACCAACAGGAGGCAGCACCCCUUUGCCCGAGAGGCUCAACGACAGAAACCUAAGGCUACCUGGGCCGGAGUGGGGUGAGGCCGCGGAGAACGCACCCCGCUAGGCGGCUGCCGAGACGGAGGCUGGCGUUUCGACCACUGCCCGACAAUGUGCUUACUCAGCUCCACCCACACUGGCCUGGACCCAGUCUCUAACGGCUAAAAAUAUUGCCCGAAGGCUCCCGAGCAGAAUCAGAUCGCGCUAAGUAGGGCACAACGCAGAGGCGACAGAGCUCCUCGGCCCCAGGGCCCGCGGAGCAGACUCCGGAACGCCGUCCGGCCCACGCUCGGCUCUGCAGUUAGCGUCCUCCGUCCUCCUGAGCAGGCAAGCGGGGCCUGAGGGCGGUGGCGGCUGGGGGCACGGGUCCCCUGAAGUUGCCUCGCAACCGAGCACUGGACCCGGUCUCUCCCUUCCCAGGGGGCCUUCGGCAUCACUGUAGGCUUCCUAGGGGUCCCCUAAGUGCUCUGCAAACCGCGGCUGGAAGUUUCCCACUGCAGGAAUCAGUAUACGAACAGGGAGAACACAUAGGGCUUGCUUUAUGCUAGAAACACAAGCAUCUUUCUUCUUUAUUAGAAAGAAAUGCAUUCUGUGUUUCUGAGAAAGGAUUUGUGCCAGGCGCUGUUUCUGGUGAGUGCCAGUUUGACCCUAAAGGGCACUGAGAAAGACUUUCCUAUUAGUCUCUUUGGGUUCUGGCUAAACUUUAAAAUCAAACAAAAUAGAAACCAGCUUAUUCACCUGAAACUAGAAGCACAUGGCCGAGGAGCCUGAACAGGCACCUCCUAUCUAGGCAGGGAAGCUGUUGUAAUCAGGAGCUUGUGUGGCACACUCCAGUCAGAGCUGGGUCUCUCAUCCUGGGCCCAUUUUUCACAGCACCAGCCAAAGGAGAACGUCCUCUCCACCCUAGGGGCAGAGCUGCUACCAGGACCAGGUGGGGCCAGCCCCAGAUGUGCUACUUGUGCUCUGAGUCUCAGCAAGACAAUAAAAUCAAGGCUGGGUCAGGAUCCCCAACUGGUGUUGGGUUUUGGCAUUUCAAAGCUGGCUUUUUAUUAGAGCCAGGCAAAUGGGUGUUCCUUGGGAACAGCCCUUAGGAACUCACUGGGGCAUUUGGUGGAAAGACUGCCAUGGGGAUUUUGCAUGCUGGAGGUACAGAUGGUGUCCUUCCUGCCAGGUGUAUGUGGAGGCCAGUAUGAAGCUGAAAAAGCAGGUGACAGUGUGUGGGGCUGCUAUCUUCUGUGUGGCAGUCUUCUCGCUCUACCUCAUGCUGGACCGAGUGCAGCAUGAUCCCACUCGACACCAGAAUGGUGGGAACUUCCCCCGGAGCCAAAUUUCUGUGCUGCAGAACCGCAUUGAGCAGCUGGAGCAGCUUUUGGAGGAGAACCAUGAGAUUAUCAGCCAUAUCAAGGACUCCGUGCUGGAGCUGACAGCCAAUGCAGAGGGCCCGCCCGCCAUGCUGCCCUACUACACGGUCAAUGGCUCCUGGGUGGUGCCACCGGAGCCCCGGCCCAGCUUCUUCUCCAUCUCCCCCCAGGACUGCCAGUUUGCUUUGGGGGGCCGGGGCCAGAAGCCAGAGCUGCAGAUGCUCACUGUGUCGGAGGAGUUGCCGUUUGACAAUGUGGAUGGUGGCGUGUGGAGGCAAGGUUUCGACAUCUCCUAUGACCCGCACGACUGGGAUGCUGAAGACCUGCAGGUGUUUGUGGUGCCCCACUCUCACAAUGACCCAGGCUGGAUCAAGACCUUUGACAAGUACUACACAGAGCAGACCCAACACAUCCUCAAUAGCAUGGUGUCUAAGCUGCAGGAGGACCCCCGGCGGCGCUUCCUCUGGGCAGAGGUCUCCUUCUUCGCCAAGUGGUGGGACAACAUCAAUGCCCAAAAGAGAGCGGCAGUCCGAAGGCUGGUGGGAAACGGGCAGCUGGAGAUUGCGACAGGAGGCUGGGUGAUGCCGGAUGAGGCCAACUCCCACUACUUUGCGUUGAUUGACCAGCUCAUUGAAGGACACCAGUGGCUGGAGAGAAAUCUUGGUGCAACCCCCCGCUCUGGCUGGGCAGUGGACCCCUUUGGACACAGCUCCACCAUGCCUUACCUGCUGCGCCGUGCCAACCUCACCAGCAUGCUGAUUCAGAGAGUGCACUAUGCCAUCAAGAAGCACUUUGCUGCCACCCACAGCCUAGAGUUCAUGUGGAGGCAGACAUGGGACUCGGACUCCAGCACAGACAUCUUCUGUCACAUGAUGCCCUUCUACAGCUAUGACGUCCCCCAUACCUGUGGCCCGGAUCCCAAGAUCUGCUGCCAAUUUGAUUUCAAACGCCUGCCUGGUGGGCGCAUCAACUGCCCUUGGAAGGUGCCACCCCGGGCCAUUACAGAGGCCAAUGUGGCAGAGAGGGCAGCCCUGCUCCUGGACCAAUACCGGAAGAAGUCCCGGCUGUUCCGAAGCAACGUCCUCCUCGUGCCUCUUGGAGAUGACUUCCGAUAUGACAAGCCCCAGGAGUGGGAUGCCCAAUUCUUCAACUACCAGCGGCUCUUUGACUUCUUCAACAGCAGGCCUAACCUCCAUGUACAGGCCCAGUUUGGCACUCUUUCUGACUAUUUUGAUGCCCUGUACAAGAGGACAGGGGUGGAGCCAGGGGCCCGGCCUCCAGGGUUUCCUGUGCUGAGCGGGGAUUUCUUCUCCUAUGCGGACCGGGAGGAUCAUUACUGGACAGGCUAUUACACUUCCCGGCCCUUCUACAAGAGCUUAGACCGAGUCCUGGAAGCCCACCUGCGGGGGGCAGAGGUUCUAUACAGCCUGGCUGCAGCUCACUCCCGCCACUCUGGCCUGGCUGGCCGGUACCCGCUGUCUGACUUCACCCUCCUGACGGAAGCUCGGCGCACACUGGGGCUCUUCCAGCAUCAUGACGCCAUCACUGGCACUGCCAAGGAGGCCGUGGUGGUGGACUAUGGGGUCAGGCUUCUGCGCUCCCUUGUCAACCUGAAGCAGGUCAUCAUUCAUGCAGCUCACUAUCUGGUGCUGGGGGACAAGGAGACCUACCACUUUGACCCUGAGGCACCCUUCCUCCAAGUGGAUGACACUCGCUUAAGUCACGAUGCCCUGCCAGAGCGCACGGUGAUCCAGCUGGAUUCCUCGCCCAGGUUUGUGGUGCUAUUCAACCCGCUGGAACAGGAGCGGUUCAGCAUGGUGUCCCUGCUGGUCAACUCGCCCCGUGUACGCGUCCUUUCGGAGGAGGGUCAGCCCCUGGCCGUGCAGAUCAGCGCACACUGGAGCUCUGCCACUGAGGUGGUCCCUGAUGUCUACCAGGUGUCUGUGCCUGUCCGCCUGCCAGCCCUGGGCCUGGGCGUGCUGCAGCUACAGCUGGGCCUGGAUGGGCACCGCACGCUGCCCUCCUCUGUGCGUGUCUACCUGCACGGCCGGCAGCUGUCUGUCAGCAGGCACGAAGCGUUCCCUCUCCGUGUCAUUGACUCUGGCAGCAGUGACUUCGCCCUCAGCAACCGCUACAUGCAGGUCUGGUUCUCAGGCCUUACUGGGCUCCUCAAGAGCAUCCGAAGGGUGGAUGAGGAGCAGGAGCAGCAGGUGGACAUGGAAUUCCUAGUCUAUGGCACCCGUACGUCCAAAGACAAGAGUGGAGCCUACCUCUUCCUGCCCGAUGGCGAGGCCAAGCCCUAUGUCCCCAAGGAGCCCCCUGUGCUGCAUGUCACUGAAGGCCCUUUCUUCUCAGAGGUGGUUGCAUACUAUGAGCAUGUUCACCAGGUGGUCCGGCUUUACAAUCUGCCAGGGGUGGAGGGGCUGUCUCUGGACAUAUCAUCCCUGGUGGACAUCCGGGACUACGUCAACAAGGAGCUGGCCCUGCGCAUCCAUACAGACAUCGACAGCCAGGGUAUCUUCUUCACAGACCUCAAUGGCUUUCAGGUGCAGCCCCGACGAUAUCUGAAGAAGCUCCCCCUCCAGGCCAACUUCUAUCCUAUGCCAGUCAUGGCCUAUAUCCAGGACGCACAUAAGCGCCUCACACUGCACACUGCCCAGGCCCUGGGUGUCUCUAGCCUCAAAGAUGGCCAGCUGGAGGUGAUCUUGGACCGGCGGCUAAUGCAGGAUGACAACAGGGGCCUAGGCCAAGGGCUCAAGGACAACAAGAGAACCUGCAACCGUUUCCGCCUCCUGCUAGAGCGGCGAACCGUGGGCAGUGAGCCUGACUUUUUCUCCAAACUGGCAGCCAUGUUUAGGGGCUUGAUCUUUCACAGCAGCAGGAGCGGUAACCGAGAGGUCCAAGAUAGCCACUCUACCAGCUACCCAUCCCUCCUCAGCCACCUGACCUCCAUGUACCUGAACACCCCGGCGCUCGCUCUGCCUGUAGCCAGGACGCAGCUCCCAGGCCCUGGUCUGCGCUCAUUUCAUCCUCUGGCUUCCUCACUGCCUUGUGACUUCCACCUGCUCAACCUACGUACGCUGCAGGCUGAGGAGGACACCCUGCCCUCAGCGGAGAUGGCACUCAUCUUACACCGCAAGGGUUUUGACUGCGGCCUGGAGGCCAAGAACUUGGGCUUCAAUUGCACCACAAGCCAAGGCAAGGUAGCCCUGGGGAGCCUUUUCCAUGGCCUGGACGUGGUAUUCCUUCAGCCAACCUCCUUGACAUUGCUGUACCCUCUGGCCUCCCCAUCCAACAGCACUGACGUCUAUUUGGAGCCCAUGGAGAUUGCUACCUUUCGCCUCCGCUUGGGUUAGGGCUUCUUGUGGCCUGAAGAGAAAGUUCAUUUACAGAGAUGGCCUCUUAACAUGAAGAUCGUUGGACAGGCCACAUGGGUAUCCCAUCCCGAUCUGCCUCCCAGAACUGUGACACACUGGGCUCUGCCCUCAUUUUCUGUUUAUUGCUGCUGCUGUGUUUUGGGGGCAACCCACAAACCCAGUGAUGGGUAAAUAGGGCAGAUGUCAGUGAGAUCAGGGAGAGAAGGCCCUUGGUCAGAGUGGGCAGUGCCAGGCUCUGCUUCGGGUUGUGAGUGGACACCCAACUGGGCACAGGCUCAGGCACCCAUCCUUUUUCCAAAAGGGGAUAUAGGAGAAGUGGAAGCAGACAGAAGACGUAAGGGAGGCUAAGUGGGUAACAGCCUGGCAUCAGGGUCACCGUGGGCAACAGCCAGCUCUAAGGGAAUCCUGUGGUUCCGUAGAGACUCCAUGUCCUGGUGUGAUGAGCAGGAUCAGAGUGACUCUGGGAGGACAGGGAUGGGGACCCAGAGUUAGCAAUGGGGGUGGAGCAGUAGAAGGAAUCACUGUUUCUCCUAGGAGUCUGACGGCCUCGCUGCUUUCUGUGAUGGCUUUGCUGUAAGUGCCGCCUGGCCUGCAUGCAUUGGCUAAGAGGCUGCAGAGUGGCAGGAAGGACUCACUAGAGAUUGUCAUGGCCAGAGGUCAUAGGUCACUUCAGGUAGCAAGACCCCUGGCAAACUAGGCACUUGGCCUAUGUACUGAUUUGUGGGGUGGUGGCAGGGGCAUGGGGUCCUCCACCCUGCCUGAAUCCUCUUUGGCUUCUAUGCUCUGUACACUGCUGUCCCCAAGAGCUCGCUCUUAUUAUGGCAGGGGGUGGGGAUUGGUCCUGCUUUCUUUCUCUGGAAAGGAAAGCCUCCAAGACCCUAUGUGCUUGGGCAGCUUGAGAAGGCGUUCAGCAUCACGCCUAGCAGGCAGACCUUAAAGCUUCACCUUUGGUCUAUCCUGCAGAGGUGUUCAGUUACUGGCACAGGGGACUAGGGGUAUGUAGAGUAUAUGAGGAGGCAGUAUGGCUGCGCAGGAGCCUUCAUUUCAGCUUCAAUUAAUAAAGAAAAUUUUAUGAUAGCUCUAUAGAUGCUGAAAAGAUAAUUUGGUAAGAUUUAAAAUCCAUCCCUUAUUAAAACUCUUAGUAAAUUAAGUCUGGAAAGAAACACCCUAAUCUAGAUAAAGGUCUGUUUCAGAAACCAACAGUUACUGGCAUUCUGAAGAGUCAAACGCCACAGGCAUUCCCAUUAAAGUCAGAAACUAGCCAAGGGCAUGCUAUUAUUCAGCAAUGUCCCGGCACUACUAACCCCUGCAACAAGCCAAAUGAGGAAAAUAAGGAAGAAUUAUAAUUGUCAUUAUUUGUAGACAAUAAAACUGCCUACCUGUAAAACCUAAGAAUCAACUGAA